AAGGGAUUGUGAGUGGCAAAGAAGACCAAAUCCACCAUCAGCAUUCAUUCUGCAAGCUACAGUAAGAGACGGUUUGUGUGAAGAUGUGGAGGUUAGCAUGCUUCACUUUGGUCCUGCUUCAGUGUGUUACAGGUUCACUUUCUCAGUUGAAUGUUUGUGGUCAAGCCCCUCUAAACUCCCGUAUAGUGGGUGGUCUAGAUGCCCCUGAGGGGGCAUGGCCAUGGCAGGUCAGUUUGCAUAGCUCCACCUAUGGAGGUCAUUUUUGCGGAGGAUCACUCAUCAACAGUGAAUGGGUGCUGACAGCGGCUCACUGUUUUAAUAGUGUCAGCAUUUCUACUCUGCAAGUUUACUUGGGAAAGAGUACACAGCAGGGAGUUAAUGCCAAUGAAAUCAAAAGAAAUGUCACCCAGGUCAUCACUCACCCCUCCUACAACAGCAACACAAAUGACAAUGACAUCACUCUGCUGCACCUAUCCUCCCCAGUCACCUUUAAUGACUAUAUUAGACCUGUGUGUCUGGCAGCCCAGAACAGUGUCUUUGCUGCUGGCACCAGCAGCUGGAUCACAGGCUGGGGAGAUGUUACAUCUGGAGUGAGCUUAUCUGCUCCUGGGACUCUGCAGGAGACUAUGGUUCUAGUAGUGGAUAAUUCUCAGUGUAAUAAUCUUCUUGGUGCUGGAUCUGUCACCAAUAACAUGAUAUGUGCUGGUUUACUGCAGGGAGGCAAAGACACCUGCCAGGGGGACUCUGGAGGGCCAAUGGUGAGCCAACAUUGUUCAGUGUGGGUUCAGUCUGGUAUCACCAGCUGGGGUUAUGGCUGUGCUGACCCCAACACACCUGGUGUGUACACACGUGUGUCCCAGUACCAGAGCUGGAUCAUGAACACCAUCAACCAGAACCUUCCAGGAUUCAUCAACUUCAACACUACAAGCUCAUGCCAACCUACUCCUAAUACCUCACCUGCUUUGAUUACCUUACCACCUCCACCCUUUCAAUUUUCAUUCUCCUGUCGUGGAAGAUGUGGUCAGAAGUAUGACAGCCGCAACCUGUGCAACUGCAAUACUCGCUGCCGUGUAAACUGCUGCAGAGAUUAUAAAAAGCGAUGCAUCAAGGGUGAAAUGAAAAUGUGGAGGUUGACUUGUGUGACUUUGGCCCUGCUCAUAUGCAUCAAAGGUUCACUUUCUCAGUUGAAUAAUUGUGGACUUGCCCCUUUAAACUCACGUAUUGUGGGUGGUGUAGAUGCCCCUGAGGGGUCGUGGCCAUGGCAGGUCAGUUUGCAGAGCUCCACCUUUGGAGGUCAUUUUUGUGGAGGAUCCCUCAUCAAUAGUGAAUGGGUGCUGACGGCAGCACACUGUAUGCCUGGUGUCAGCACAUCCACUCUGCAAGUGUACUUAGGAAGAAAGACACUGCAGGGAGUUAAUAAUAAUGAAAUCUCAAGAAGUGUCAAAACAAUCAUUACUCACCCCUAUUACGAUAGAAACUCCAACAACAAUGACAUCACUCUGCUUCGCCUAUCCUCCCCAGUCACCUUUAAUGACUAUAUUAGACCUGUGUGUCUGGCAGCCCAGAACAGUGUCUUUGCUGCUGGCACCAGCAGCUGGAUCACAGGCUGGGGAGAUGUUAGCGCUGGAGUGAGCUUAUCUGCUCCUGGGACUCUGCAGGAGACUAUGGUUCCAGUAGUGGCUAAUUAUCAGUGUAAUAAUCUUCUUGGUGCUGGAUCUGUCACCAAUAACAUGAUAUGUGCUGGUUUACUGCAGGGAGGCAAAGACACCUGCCAGGGGGACUCUGGAGGGCCAAUGGUGAGCCGGCAGUGUUCAGUGUGGGUUCAGUCUGGUAUCACCAGCUGGGGUUAUGGCUGUGCUGAUCCCAACAGCCCUGGUGUGUACACACGCGUGUCUCAAUAUCAGAGCUGGAUCACGAAAACCAUUGGUCAGAACCUGCCGGGAUUUGUCACCUUCAGCCCCCCAAACUCAUGCUCAUCUGCAAGCCAAAAUUCAAUCUCCUGUAGUGGGAGAUGCAAUGAGAAGUACAGCAUCCUCAACCGUUGCAACUGCAAUACUAGCUGCCUCAAAAACUGCUGCAAAGAUUAUGCACAGCGAUGCACCAUGUGAGAACAUCUUGUCACAUACAUACACUCCAGUCACAUGAUGAGGAAAUUCUACUUCUGGUCAACGUUGCUUUGGAAGCUCUGCAAUAAUUACUAGUACCAAUGCAAACAGCCUACCACAGAACUGCUAACUUCACUCAGGGGUGUGACUGUGAAUGGAAAUUGUUUCCAUUCAACAACAACACUUACCUCUGUUUUUGUAUGAAGUUUCUUUUUCUAUCUUUUUCUUUAAUAAGAUUUAUUGUGAGAAUUGGCAAAGAUUUGCAAAUAUUAAGCACAGUUCUUACAUAGAAAUGUGUCUUACAGUCUCUAAAUCAGCACAAAAUUACUUGAAAUUUAAAUGUAAAAUUUUCUUAAUUUGUGAUCAAUUUGUAAACAUCUCAUGACUUAACAUUUGUUACGUUCUUAUUUUUUUUGUCAUAAAUUUAAAAAGGGCUUGACCACAUCAUUUUUUAAUUAUUCAACAUAUAAAUGAUAAUAUUUCAUGCUAUUCUUGUAUGUGAUCUGUGUUAUAUAACUGUCAUUAAAUGGCCAGCAUUUACUGGA
Messenger RNA from Xyrauchen texanus (razorback sucker), 2650 nucleotides. Its product is annotated as transmembrane protease serine 9-like. Gene Ontology annotation, biological process: proteolysis. Gene Ontology annotation, molecular function: serine-type endopeptidase activity. The record is from RefSeq and is a predicted model, not a curated record. The transcript is spliced from 15 exons. Bases 84 to 2108 code for a protein of 674 amino acids. Lineage: Eukaryota; Metazoa; Chordata; Actinopteri; Cypriniformes; Catostomidae.